Colletotrichum abscissum is the source of this 216-nucleotide messenger RNA. RefSeq names its product glucose-repressible protein. The coding region runs from base 1 to 216 and encodes 71 amino acids. The record is from RefSeq and is a predicted model, not a curated record. The transcript has 2 exons. Lineage: Eukaryota; Fungi; Ascomycota; Sordariomycetes; Glomerellales; Glomerellaceae.
AUGGAGACCAUCAAGAACGCCGCCAACUACGUUUCCGAGUCUGUCCAGCAGGCCGGUGCCACCGCCUCCAAGGAGACCAACAAGCAGGUCGCCAAGGACGACAACGUCUCCAUCGGCAACCGUGCCUCCGCUGCCAAGGACGCCGUUGGCGACAAGAUCGACGAGUCCAAGCACGACUUCAAGAGCGAGGGAUACAAGGAGCAGGCCAAGCACUAA